CAAGCAUAGCUCAAUUAGUGUUUGACAGCAGUGGAGAUGAUGCUGAGUUAAGUUGGUUUCAAAUGAUUAAAUAUAAUUGUUCGAAGCAAAGUUACAUCAAAACAGAAAGAUGGCGUCGUCAUCUGAGGGUCCAGUCUCCUCCCUGCAAGAACCAGAGAGAGAGCCAUUGCGUUUCCAUGUGUCAGGAGGCAGAGAGUCCCAGGAUGUUAAAGAUGUCAGGCUCCAUAUGAAACAGGUUGCAGAAUCACUGUUGUAUCACUGGAAAAAAUUCCCAAUUGUUCUUCCACCUUCUUUGACAAACAUUGGACAUGAAAAGGGUUUGAUCAAUUACAAGGAUCUGUUUGUUGCUCCGUCAUUUGAUGAACUAGAACAAGUUGCUACAGAUCCCUUUGGGAACCUGAAAAAACUCACAGAUGCUCAGCUCAAAAGUGUUUGGGACAAAGGAGAGUUUGAGGUACCAAGUGUGAACUUUCCUGGCCAGGUACACAGAUGGAAGUUGUCACAGCUUCUACAGAAAGGAUCUGACAUUGCUCAUGACAGUUUACUCGAUGAUUCCGCUUUAGCAUUACGACUGCUGAUUAUUACUGCAAGGAAUAGAGUUGUCUCCCCUACCUUCAGUUUAUCGGAGUCAUUCAAGAGUUGGGGUAGAGGACUUUGGAAAAUACUUGAUAUUUUGUUUGGGAUGCCAUCAACAAGUGCUGGAGAUAUAGAACAAAAGAUCAAAGUGGAACAUCAAAGAUACCUUAUAGCAGAACUUGAUGUUAAGCCUAAUUACAGACAGGGAUUUGGCAAGUUUUGUCAGUUUGUGAAGGAUACAUGCAGAAUGAGCACCAGAGAGAGGAAAAAGAGUCAACAGUUACGUCCACCAUCUGUUCCAUAUAUAUACCAGACACCUAAAGGCAUGGACAUAGAUCUGAGAUUAUUCAAUAAAGAUCUGAUCAACAACUGUCUGCCUGUGCUCAGUAACAUCCUGGAGAGGGAAGCCAGGGGUUGGUAUGUUGCCUAUAGACAGAAAUUGAUUGUUAACCUCAAAGGUCAAGGUCUUUCAAAUGAACAGAUUUCAGAGAGAGUGAAUGAAGCUGUCAAGGAGGAAUAUUUACAGAGGAUAUAUAAAGCAAUACUCAAUAAUGCAGAGCUAGAGACUAUAGAACAUGGAAUUGGUGCUUUAUUAGUUUACCAAGCAAAGUCUGUGAUAUGUAUGAAAAGAGCAACUUCUAACCUUAAUGAUAAAAUGCAGCACCAUAAAACAGAGUUGCUGGCUCACUUGAAGAGAAAGUACACGGUGAAGUCCAGAAUAGAACCGUGGGUAGAGGAACAGCUGGUAGCUUUUGAGCGAGAGUUCAUAGAGCAGAACCUGUGGUCAGAUGAAGCAAUCACUUUGUGUGAUAAUGAAGAUUUACAACAAACCGUUUACUUUCUUCGCAGGGACCUUAACUUUAUCAAAGAGAGGGAGGCAAUUUUACUUAACGAGUUGAGUCAGGUGCGAAUUCCAAACAGAGUUUUCACAUUUUCUGUUCGUAUCUGGUUUCCACAAAACUGGGUAACAGUGAAGAAAGUUGCAGAUGGCGAGGAAAUGUUGGUUCCGACGAUGAUCGCAGAGCAGGGGAGAGAAGUAGAGUAUCAUUUGUCUAGGGGUGGAACACGUUACUAUUUGAACAAGAACACUAAUCACAAAACUAGCACUCGCUACCCACUGUGGAGAUGGUAUAAUUAUCUACAGAGAACAUGGGCCUGGACAUGGAAUUCUAUUUUCUUCUUUGGGGUUAUCAUUCCAUGGUGUAGUCCACUCAGUCUACGUGCAUUGUUCUUCAUCAAUGAAUUCAGGCCAAACAAAGAAAUCUUCCAGCAAGAUGGGAAGUUAUAUCCAGACCACAAUUCUACUACUCACACAUUAAUAUCCAGGCUGUCCGCUCUGUGGGAAAGUGUUAGGAAGUCACGUAAAUCCUUUGAAAGUUCACCUGAUAGAGGAUUUCUGGGGAAAAGUUUUACCCGUCAUCUGAACAGAUUUUGGAACUAUGUGGUGAAAGGGUUCUUUGGCAGCCUAAUGCUCGUGUUCACAUUUCCUGUCCUAUGUAUAGUAACCACAACUUUGUCACUGACCAUGGCUGUCACUGCUCCAGCUUGGGUACCAGUUGCUGCACUGCUGUUUCAACUGUUCUGCAUUGCAAUCUAUGACUUUGAUGCUCCAUAUCAACAAAACAGGUUCAGUAUAUUAUGUGAGGCGUUCAUCUGGAGGUUUUUGAUACAGGGAACAAUACAACCAGUAGCAGCUUCACUAUUUGGCUUUGUGGCAUGUCCAUUGGCUUCAUUUGGCAUCAUUGUUUUUGGUGUAUUGCGUCGUGGGUUACGAGGGAUUUGGGAUACAGCUAUGUAUGGUAUUGUGAUCAAGAGUCGGGCUCGGGUUCCAGCUAGUGAUGGUUUUGUUGCCCGUAGGGUUGCUGGGCCUGGUCUUGCAUCGAAUUAUUUCUUACAGAUACAGCCGGAGCAAGCACUUGCUGCACUAGAGGCUGACUUGGAGUUCGAAGAGUUAGACCUGUAUAAAUCAAGAGCCAUGAAACUGAUAGAAAAACCUCUUACAGAAUAUAGUAAUUUUGUGGCACAAGUGUUCAAGCCUUUCUCAGCUGGUCUAGAGAAAGAUGGUGUGUACAAGGAGCUACUUGAUGAAACUUCCAACUACAGGACUGACCUAACUAACAAAAUUGGCCAGAGGCAGCGUCGCUUGAACAUCGGUCUUAAUCUGACUGUACAAAACAAGAUCAAGCUUCCGGAGAAACAACUUAAGCUGACGAUAUUACAAGCAGCGAAAAUGUUGGAAGCGUUCUAUCCAGGCCAUGUGUUUAAUCAUCGGACCAUUUCAGAGGAAGAUUUCUGGGAGAAGAAAACUUUAGAGUAUCGCGACUGGACUGGUUUGGCUAGUCAGAAGUUGUCAGGUAUUUUCUCUCCAGCCUUCCUCGUUCCUAUGGAAGACACAGACAGCCAUUUUGAAUUAAAGGUACAACAUUUGAACCUUGGUCGCUACAUCACCAUGUUAGAGUCAACAGAUGUACAUGACGAUCUGGAUAUUGUCACAGAGGUUCAUACAAACACAGGAGAUGUGAGUACAAGACCUCCACAGCUCGAUGUUGCUUACUUCAACCCCACAGAAAAUCUCACACAAACACAACAUUAUAGGACACUCAGAAAAAAGAAGUAUUUAUGGUCAAGAAGAAAACUUGAAGCUGAAUUUAUAAAGAUGGAGAUACCUUUGCCAAUACCCCACCCAGCUGUCAUAGCCAUGACCAUAUAUAACAGGGAAAACGAGCAGUAUGCUUUGAAUCUCGAUGACACUUUGUGCAAUGCUAUAAUUAAAGCUAUUAAAUCUUUCACUGACAUUGCUGAUCCUGUGACAACAGACUCAGCUGAUUUUGAACCCAGCACUCCUGAUAAUGGUGUGGAACCUGUGAGCAUUGUAUCACACUUAGCGGAACAAGAACAGUCAAUAUCAGAUGACAGUGCUCCUAGUGCUACAUCGCCAAUGUUGGAAGUGACUACUGAGGUGACUAAAGUUACGCCAAGUUUAGAACAUAAAAUGGAUACUUAUGCUGAAGCGUACAGUGAUGACGAUGAAGCAGGAUUGGCAGUGAUAGGGAAUAAUGGAACAGUUUAUAUAACUGAGGCUCGUGCUGAAACUGUGAGUGUAGAUACAACUAAUGAUGUUGGAGAGGACAUUUAUCUCGAAGAAGGAUUAGGACAUGGUCAUUAAUUGAGAAAAUGAAAAUUAAUUUUCAUAAUUUAUGUACAUGUAAUCAUUGCUUUGAAUGCUACCAUUUGGAGUGUUUGUGUUUUUCACUAGGUUAUUGACCUUACACUCAUUAUGUGUGUUUAAUAAAAAGUGGCUUAAGGCCUCUGUUGUAAGCAAACUUUGUGACUGUUUAGUGAACAGGGUAAUAUAAUACUAUAAACUCCUAAAGGUGUACAAAGUUCCAGUAGAUUUUUACCUCCAUAGCAACAGCCUGCAUAAUACAAACACAAUUGUGUUUGCUUGACAGAAGUUUUGCUGUAAGAAAAUUUUUCUAAUACAUAGUAAACAGUUUUAAAACGCCAUGUAGAUUGGCAUUCUUUAUAUGCCAUACCUAUUUCAUGAUUAUAUUAUCAAGAACUAAAAGUCAUAAUAAAUAUUUACUCAUCCCAUGUCUUCUAAUGUGACUUGUAAAUGAGAAAUUAUCCAGGUUGUUAAUAUGAAAACAAAGUAUACCUUCUUGAACAUGGUAAACUGAACAGAUGAAGCAUUUCUAAGAUGUAGGUCCCAUAAUAGUAGUUGGCAAUAUUUGUUCAUUUAUAUAUAUAUAUUCUGCAGUGUGAUUUUUGCAUUCUGUAAUUGUAACUGGUAAAUGCCAACAUAGCAUGUAUAUGGGAAUGUGUAAUCACAUGUAAAUUGCCUAUUGUCAUAACCAGUCCAUUACCAUAAUUGAUUAUGUGCUUAAAUUACUGUGAAGUUCCCACCACUACCUUAGCUGGUUAUGUGUUUUAGUUCCAGUUAAGUUCUUACUCCUACCUUAUGUGAUUAAGUAUUUUCAUUCCAGUUAAAUUUGCACAACUGCUUUAAGUGAUUAUGCAUUAACAUUACUGUUAAGUUCUCAUCUCUACCUUAAAUGAUAAUAGAUUUACCUUAGCUGAUUAUGUAUUUUAGUUCCAUUUACAUUCUCAAUUUAUAGCAUUUGUGCAGAGUGUUGCCAUGGGAAAAAAAAUCCUUCAGCUUGAAACUAUGUCUGAAACUGUUGCAAAAAGUAUUGCACUGGAACAACAAAAUAAUCAUAUUCCUGGCUAUAUGAAGUAUUGAUGUAUUAUAUGCAGAUAAACCAAAUAUUCAUGUUACGCAAAACAUAUACAUUCUUAUAUGUAUGAUUAAUUAUUGUUAUACAGUCCUGGACGCUUCAGCAACAUCCUACUUUUGAGUGACUCCUUGAGUUACCGUAUUUGACCUUAAUGUUUUCACUGUUUUGACGUAAAUACUAUGUUUAAAGUGUCUUCCUGGCUUAACUGACUGGCAGCCGUGAAAUCUGCUGCCAAAUUUAGUUUUAUUUUAAUUAGGACGUUUUUUAACCCUUAAAAUGUCUUUGUGACCUGUGUAAAUCAUGAUGAGCCUGUACAUCCAUGCAGUCUGAUCAUGAUCUGCACUGUUUGCCAUUCAGUCAGUUUCUUUUUUGGUAGGCAUCCCUUUUACCAGUUAAUGGUACUGUCCAAAUUGAAAGAUGACCAAGUUCAUUAUAUAAAUUUAGCAGGGUAAGGGUUAAAAUGUUAAAGAUAGUGACAUAGUGUUUCCAUUCUUUAUCUGCCAUUGUGCAAUCAGUUUUUUAUGAUCUUUCAAGAUAUAUAUUAAAGUAAUAAGUUGUUUCGUUGUCUUUAGUCUUUAAAAAAGUAUCUAGCAUUUUUUAUAGUGAUAGAAGGUUGAUUACUUUGCAUGCAACAUGAUUCCUUUUAAAUUGAUACUGUGUUGUAUGAACCUCUGUCUUAUAUGGCCUCCUGUGUUAUGUGACAUUUCCCAGUGGUUGCCCUGACUGGUCACUACAAAAAGUGUAGACAGUUUAUAAAAACACUCCCAGUGAAAGUUCAAGAUAUAAAUGUUUCAUGUGCUAAUGUAGUCCGAUCAAUUCGUAACAGAAAAUGCCAAAAUACUUCAGAAAAUGGGAAAAGCACCAAAAUUGGCACAGCUAUUAUUAAAGCAUUAAAAACAUUUUUUUCAUGGGACCCAUUUGAUAUCUGUCAAGAUGGCCGAUAUGGCAGCCAUUUUCCAAAAUGGCCACCAAAACUCAAUAUUUACCUUAGAAGAUUCUAAUGAAAGGUCAUUAUAUUUACAUUCACCCCCAAAAUGCACUAAAUAUAAAUGUAUAUAAUAAAAUAAAUCCUAAAUUUGCAUCAAAUGCAAAAAUAACAAUUCAAAUGAUGUUAGUUUCUUUCUGUUUCCAUGGUAACGGCAAAAAUCUAACCUUUAAAACUUAGUUUAAUAUUAUCAUUGUGUAGUUUUCAUAUUUUAAAGAAUAUUUUGUUUUAAUAUAUGUAAUUUAUAUUAUUUCACUUGAAUUCCCUCCACAGCAGCAUAUUGAAACAUUGUUGUUAUUCCCUUACCAGUAUUUAGCCAGAUGGGGCUUAUGGGUUGCCCCUGUAUGCAUGUCAAUACGUCAGCCAUGCAGAGUGGGAUACUGCAAUAACUUUGAAACUACAGCAGAAUUUUUCAUGAUACAUGGUACAUGGAUAGAUGGCAAUGCAGAGAAGCCAAUGUCAUUUAAAUUUGUUCCUGUGGCAACAAAUAGUGCACGAAUAUGACACAAAGUGUCAUCCUGCAUUUCUUCAAAACAAGGAGAGAUUGUUUCUUGAGAAAUUUUACAUAGACAGAGGGACAAAUUGAGAACAUGCUUGUUAUCUUAUUUUCUCCUCUUGUACAUCAUUUUGUCCGUCUGUAUGUCGGUCCAUCAUUUGCAAAUGGCGGAUUCUUCAAUAACUCCAAAAUUGCAAAUUCUAAAGACUUCUUUAUGAAACCUUGUUUAUAGAUGGUAAGUAAUAUGGAGAAUAUGAAGGUCAAUUAACUUAGUUGCUAUAUAGAAUUGUAGUUUCUUUGACACCAAGUACAACAACUACCCCUUUCAGUUUGGGACUUUGAAAUGCAAGAAUAGAUUAUAGUGACGGGCUAGUAGGAUCAAAUGAAACAAUGUUCCUUAUUAUGCACCCGCAGUCACAAUGUCUGCAUAAUAAAUUGCUAACUGUGUAACAAAGAAGAGUAAGGCUGAAAAUAUAAAAGUUGCUUAUAUAUAAUAUUAUGUAUUUUUGAAAAUAUAUACAUAUAUGGUGGCCAUCUUGGAUUUUUCGGCCAUAUUGGAUUUUUUAGAGUGGGUCUCAUGCUCAUUUUUAGUAUUUUGCCCUAAAGUAGUUUUGUACCAAGUUUCAUGCUUUUCCCAUUUUCUGAAGUAUUUUUACACCAUUUUACUGUACUAAUGCUUCUUGGUGUCUUGAUUAUUAUUAUGGAUAUGUUCUUAUUUGUUUAUCUGUCUUUUUUUUAUUCUUUGGUUUGGUGAACUUAGUUAAUAAUAAAAAUAUUAAUUUAAUGUAUAGAAUAAUGUAUCUUCCAGUGUUUGUCAAUUUAUUAGUGUUUUCUUUUAUUUGUGAUUUUUGUUAACUGAUAUUUAUUUUAUUUUUAACUUUGCAAUUUUAAACCUGUAGCAUUUUGAAAAAAAAAUAACAGGCUUUGUAGAAUAAUACAAAUCCUAACUCUCUGCCUACUUGAUAAAUUUGCUUUAAAAUGUGUGUAGAAGAUUGUUUACAUAAUCUGAGAAGCUAAUCUUAUAUACAUGUAUUGUAAAACUAACAUUAUGCCAUUUUAGAAGUGCUCAUGGUGCACUUUUAGGAUUGUUGGAUGUGUGUUGACCAUCCAUUGUCCCCAGUUUCUUUUAAGAACAUAUGAUCCUAACCCACACAGGAGGGGGUAUGCUGUAUGCUGUUAGAAUUUUUCAGGUAGGAUGUGUCAUUUGUUAUUUUUAGUUUCGCUUUGUAAAGUUAGUGCAAAUUAUUAGAAAACCGCAGCACAGGUACAUUAAUUUUGUGAAAUGUAAAGCAAAAACCCACUUACUGUUAAAAAAUUCCUGUAGCACAAGUCAUGUACUUUUGGUGUAAAAUACUGCCAUUUUUGUUACCGCAAAACCUUUCUCUCACUAGUUCUAUACAGCCUACUACCAUAAGUCCUCCCCCCUGCACUAUGCCAUUUUCAAUCAGACUUCAAAAAAAAUGUUCUUUGGGUGGUCCACUUCAGAUUACUUCAAAUCUAGGUCAAUGUCCAGAAUUCUAGUUGCCAUGGCAACCAAUGGAAAACGCUUUUUUUUUCCAUAAGCAUUAUUGCGAUUUUAAAAUGAUUUCACAGCAAAGUUUCCUGUUUGACCUACCAAAUUCCUCCAAAUCAUUUUGAUCCAUAAAAGAACAUGGCUUCUUGGGGCUGAACUAGUUUUCCCUAUAUCGUUAUAUGGAAAGCUUUGAAACUCUCCUCUGAAACUGCUAGCUUGAUUUCAGAAUAAUUUUACCUUCGUUAAGUGAACUUCUACCAAAUUCAUUUCAUUUAAGAACAUGGCAUACAGGUGGCAGGGCUAGUUUUCCCUAUAUGACAAUUUUUUUUAAUUUUCUUUUUUCUGAAACUGAUAGCUCAAUUUCAAAAUAGUUUCAUGACAGUAUUCAUGAGUUGACCCUCUGUUACAGCCCUUCAAAUCGUUCCCUAUCAUUAAAAAAAACAUGGCUGCUGGAUGGCAGAGCUAAUUUUCCCUUUUUGACAGUAUGGCAAACUAAAAAUAGUUCCACAGCACUAUUCCUUGGGUGAUUGGAGAUCCUCUGCUAAAUUCUGUCAUGUCAGUGUUUCUUAAAAUGCACGGCCACUAGGGGGUGGAGCUAGUUUCCUCCAUAUUGCUAUUUGGAAAACUUUUAAAGUCUUCUCUGCUGAAACCACUGAACUGAUUUUAUUCCUUGUUCCAAAUUAUUUUAUUCAAAUGUGAAUAUCAGUUGAGUGAUCUUAGGCCAACGUAAGCAUUUUGUUUAGCUUACCUUGAGUGCUUUGUGAGCAAAAACGUCUUGAGCUGUUGGGAUCACUCACUCUCUGUCCUAUGUUGCCUGUCUACACUUUCCUUUAUAUGACACCUUGGAAGUUUAUGAAACUUGACCUGGAUGCUCCUUGGAUAGUCCUCUCAAAAAAAAAGUAUUAUGGCAACAGGAAAGAAAAACUUUCAAAAUCUUUGUACGAACAACUUGCUAUACACCCAAAUCAUUUAGCAGAAAUGUUCCGUGGGUGAUCCUCAUCCAAGAUGUUUCAGAUUAUUCAAAAACUGCCUGCCGGAUUUCAUGAUAAUUUUACAGAAAUACCCCUUGUUUGACCCUUUACCAAGAUUUAUUUGACUUACUGAAAAAAAAACAUGGUUACAAUGGGGCAUGGUCACUUUUCCUUGCAUGUAGUUGAAAUUUAAAAAAAACUGAUUUGCAGAUAAUUUCACGCAGAUGUCAUUGUGUGACCCACUACCAGGAUUGGUUAUUUUGAUUCAUCAAAAAACAUGGCUGCCAGAUGGCAUGGUCAUUUUUUCAUAAAGACUUUAAAAAUUUAUAGGAAAACUUGAAAAAUCUUCUUGUCUAAAACCUUAAUGAGCUUAGAUAUUUGGCUUGUAGCUUUGUAAAAUGGUCCUCUACGAAGUUUUUUUUUCAAAUCAUGCCCCUUUGGACAGAAUCGACCCUGCCCUUUGGUUAACUUGUUUUGCAUAGACUUGAAUAGGAAAUUUUUUUUUUAAAUCUAAUCUAAAACUGUUUGGUUCUGAGCUUAGAUAUUGGCUUGUAGCAUUGUGUAGUAGUCCUCUACCAAUUUUCUUCAAAUCAUGCUCCUAGGGUCAGAAUUGGCCCACCUAUGGUAGUAACUUGUUUUAUAUAGUCUUACACAGUAAAACUUUAAAAAUCUAACUGUCUAAAACCUCAAGGCCUAGAGGUUAGAUAUUUGGUAUGUAGCUUUGUUUUGAGAUCCCCAGUCAAGUUUGUUGAAAUCAUACAUCCGUUUAAGUCAGGUGAGCCGUAUCAAGCCAACAUGGCCCUUUUGUUUACAUUUUUUACAAGCUUGGCCAUGACACAACAGUUAUUUGUUUAAAUAACUGUACUUUUGUCAAUAUUGCCAAAACUUUAGAUUUUUUAAAAGUAUCAUUUAUUUUUUAUAUUAUACAGAGAAGAGCUGCUUUUUUAGUUGAUGUAUCUAAUGCCAUUUGCUGUUUUAAGGUGGAAAUAUUGCUAUAAUGAAUGUAAAUAUAAUAUGACUGUUUCAUUUCCUUUGUUUGGAGAUAUUUGACCGUACUAUUUCUAUAGAUAUAUGUAUAUAUUUUGUAAUUUCAUAAGCCUAUUUUUUUGCAGUUUUAAUCAAUGGUUGUGAAGAAAACUCAUAAGGUGCAAUAGAAUAGAUAGAUUUCAUUUUGUCAUUAUUUUAGCUGCACAUUUUCCGAAACAUUUUCCUUAUACACUUAGGAUUACUAUACACUUAUCAAACGGCAAUGGCGGGCCUGAAGUCGCUAUUUGCACAAGUAAACCCAUAUUGCACAAAGGCAUAGCCCAAGUGCCAGUAUAGAUUUAGGAGUGCUGAUAAGCCACAUAAUGAAUGUCAUUGCCGUUUAAUGAGGUAUUUAUUUUAUACCUAAACACAAUAAUGAUUACUAGACUGCUUCAAUCAGUUAAUCAUAAAAAAUAUCAACAUAAACAAAAUUUUAUUGUAAUGACGCAGGAAAAAAUGAUAUCACACAUCCAUGGCAGGUCUAUAACCAGUUAUAAUUGUAAUUUCUGCUUCUGGUUAUAUUGGUCUGGGUUACAGGGUUUUGUCCUAACUAGUUUUGUUACAAUUUGUAGUAAGAUAUGUAAUAAUUUUUAUAUACAUACAGCUGUCUUUUAUAUUAUGAAAUGAAAUGUUUACCUUUAGAGUUUAGUUUUUUGCUCCCAUAAUUAAAGUAGAGUACUCAUUUCUGGCAGACUGCAGGAAACCAAUGUCUGGAGCAAUGUUAGGCUAACUACUCGGAAGCCGUGUCUAAAGGCCCAUAGGGUACCAGUGUCUGUCAUACAAUAUGCUUCCUAUAUCUGUCAGACAUUCGUCACACCACAAGUGAAAUUUAUCGAACAUAUGCAUUUAAUAUAAACUUACAUCUAGUGACCUGAAAUAUGGUUUUCUAGUGGUUUAGAUUGGAUAUUUUGCUUAUCCAGUGUACUGAUAUUUUCAGAAAAAUUUAAAGUCAUUUUGAGAUAUAAAGACGUUAGUGAUAUUUUUUGCACUAUUUUUGUGCUAUUUCAUUUUUGCAAGAAUUAAUCUGAAAUAAAUUGGUUAUUUCAGGUCUUGUGUGGCAGCUUGAAUCUACCGACUAUUAAAUUUUGUUUUCUGUAUAAAAAUGAAUUUAUGUUUGCUUGUAAAAAUUGAGACAGAUGGAAUUGGCUAAUAGAAACAAAUGUUGAAAACUGUAUAUGAAUGUUCAUCACCUGCUUCCUGCUUUGUUUUGACAAAACCAUUUUCUUAUAGUUUAUACUUUAUUAAAUUUUUUUUAGCUCACCUGUCACAAAGUGAAAAGGUGAGCUUUUGUGAUCGCGCAGUGUCCGUCCGUCCGUCCGUCCGUAAACUUUUGCUUGUGACCACUCUAGAGGUCACAUUUUUCAUGGGAUCUUUAUGAAAGUUGGUCAGAAUGUUCAUCUUGAUGAUAUCUAGGUCAGGUUCGAAACUGGGUCACAUGCCAUCAAAAACUAGGUCAGUAGGUCUAAAAAUAGAAAAACCUUGUGACCUCUCUAGAGGCCAUAUAUUUCAUGAGAUCUUCAUGAAAAUUGGUCAGAACGUUCACCUUGAUGAUAUCUAGGUCAAGUUUGAAACUGGGUCACGUGCCAUCUAAAACUAGGUCAGUAGGUCAAAUAAUAGAAAAACCUUGUGACCUCUCUAAAGGCCAUAUUUUUCAUGGGAUCUGUAUGAAAGUUGGUUUGAGUGUUCAUCUUGAUGAUAUCUAGGUCAAGUUCAAAACUGGGUCAACUGCGGUCAAAAACUAGGUCAGUAGGUCUAAAAAUAGAAAAACCUUGUGACCUCUCUAGAGGCCAUAUAUUUCAUGAGAUCUUCAUGAAAAUUGGUCAGAAUGUUAACCUUGAUGAUAUCUAGGUCAAAUUCGAAAGUGGGUCACGUGCCAUCAAAAACUAGGUCAGUAGGUCAAAUAAUGGAAAAACCUUGUGACCUCUCUAGAGGCCAUAAUUUUCAUGGGAUCUGUAUGAAAGUUGGUCUGAAUGUUCAUCUUGAUGAUCUCUAGGUCAAAUUUGAAAGUGGGUCACGUGCCGCCAAAAACUAGGUCAGUAGGUCAAAUAAUAGAAAAACCUUGUGACCUCUCUAAAGGCCAUAUUUUUCAUGGGAUCUGUAUGAAAAUUGGUCUGAAUGUUCAUCUUGAUGAUAUCUAGGUCAAGUUCGAAACAGGGUCAUGUGCGGUAAAAAACUAGGACAGUAGGUCUAAAAAUAGAAAGACCUUGUGACCUUUCUAGAGGCCAUACUUGUGAAUGGAUCUCCAUAAAAAUUGGUCAGAAUGUUCACCUUGAUGAUAUCUAGGUCAGGUUUGAAACUGGGUCACGUGCCUUACAAAACUAGGUCAGUAGGUCAAAUAAUAAAAAAAACUUGUGACCUCUCUAGAGGCCAUACUUUUCAUGGGAUCUGUAUGAAAGUUGGUCUGAAUGUUCAUCUUGAUGAUAUCUAGGUCAAGUUUGAAACUGGGUCAAAAACUAGGUCAGUAGGUCUAAAAUUAUUAAAAUCUUUUGACCUCUCUAGAGGCCAUAUUUUUCAAUGGAUCUUCAUGAAAAUUGAUCUGAAUUUUCACCUUGAUGAUAUCUAGGUAAAGUUCAAAACAGGGUCAAGUACCUUCGAAAACUAGGUCAAUAGGUCAAAUAAUAGAAAAACCUUGUGACCUCUCUAGAGACCAUAUUUUUCAAUGGAUCUUCAUGAAAAUUGGUCAGAAUUUUUAUCUUGAUAAUAUCUAGGUCAAGUUAAAAACUGGGUCACAUGAGCUCAAAAACUAGGUCACUAUGUCAAAUAAUAGAAAAAACGACGACAUACUCAAAACUGGGUCAUGUGGGAAGAGGUGAGCGAUUCAGGACCAUCAUGGUCCUCUUGUUUUUAGUUUGAUACUCCACUGGUGCUAUUUAUUCAUAUAGAUAUGUAAAUUAAACCAGGAAUAAUAGUACCUAAAUGUUUUGCAUGGCACCAGUUUAGUGUUAGUGCUGGUACCAAGCUCAGUAAUUUGUUAAUUCGAAAUAGUUGAGGAAAGUGUGAUACCAGCUGGUACCAUGCCAUCCUUGAAAUGCUAAUGUAGCCUGGAACUGUUUUGAGAGAACAGGAAAUAUGAACGCAAGUGCUUGAUUUCUUUUUAAAUUUUCAACUAUAUUUUUGUUACGUUAUGUCAUGAUUUAAUCUGCUUAUAUAAAACAUUGUCUCUGUGUCUGUUUGUUUAAGACAGUCUUUAAGGCUUUGACUGCAUUCAAUUGUUAAACGCCCGUCUGAAAGACGGAAAGUAUUAUGAGAAUGCACUUGACAGGUGGGUGGCGUCCACAAACUUAGUCCGGAGCAUUUUUAAUUCAUGAAUGGAGGGAUUUUGAUGUAACUUGGCACAAAUGUUCACUAUCAUGAGACAGAGUAUCAAGCGCAAGAACCAGGUCACUAGGUCUAAGGUCAAGGUCACACUUAGAGGUCAAAGGUCAAAUUCAAGAAUGGCUUUGUCUGGAGCAUUUCCUUUUCAUGCAUGGAGGGAUUUUGAUGUAACUUGGCACAAAUGUUCACCACCAUGAGACAGUGUCAUGCACAAGAACCAGGGCCCUAGAUCUAAGGGCAAGGUCACAGAGGCCAAAGGUCAGAUACAAGAAUGGCUUUGUCCGGAGCAUUUCUUCUUCAUGCAUGGAGGGAUUUUGAUGUAACAUCACACAAAUGUUCAUCACAAUGAGACAGAAUGUCAUGCGCAAGAUCAAGGUCCCUAGGUCUAAGUUUAAGGUCACACUGAGGUCAAAGGUCAAAUUCAAGAAUGACUGUCCGGAGCAUUUCUUCUUAAUGCAUUGAGGCAUUUUGAUGUAACUUGGCACAUCUGUUCACCAUCAUGAGACAGAGUGUCAUGUGCAAGAACCAGGUCCCUAGGUCUAAGGUCAUGGUGACACUUAGAGGUGAAAGUUCAGAUACAAGAAUGAUAACUUUGUCCGGAGCAUAUCUUCUUCAUACAUGGAGGGAUUUUGAUGUAACUUGGCACAAUAAUUGUUCACCAGCACUUGACAGGCGUAUUUUGUGACUAUAGCACCCUUGUUUUUCAAUGAAGAAAACAAAAGUAGAGAAUGAUAAAAAAACAUGUUAAUGAAAAGUAGGUCUGCAUGUUCAGAUUAAUAUUAUAAUCAAUAUUUUACAUUGUAGAAUUUUAUUAAACCCUGACUUUUCAAAACUUCAGAAUAUACUGAGAAAUUAUGGCAAAUAAAAAGAUAGGACUCUGCACUUUAUUUUUUACCAAAUUGAUUUGAAAAAUUGGACAUCAUGUCGGAAUCUAUGGAAAAAACACAGUUUUGAGGACAUUUUCACAAAUAGAAAUGUUUCUGCAAUGUAGAUGUAAAGAAACUUUUUACUGUUGUGUAUAAGUAUAGCGUCUUCUAUAUGGUCAGAUAAGAUGGAUAGGUCCUUAUGCUUAAUUUGGAGAUAUUUGCCUAUGAUAUCCACACUAACCAAGCAGGUUUAGGUUUGACCACAUUGUUUGGAAUUAUUUCACAUGUCAACAUUUUUGUUAUGUUUUUCUUUCCCUUAGAAAGGAAGUAAUAAGGAAGUAAUGCUAUUGUUUUUGAAAAAUUAAUUUACACACAGAAUAUCAUUUAUAUAUAGGAUAAUUUUUCUUCCUGUACCCUUUGUCCAGGCUUUAUUUUGUUGUGCAGGUUGUAAUAGGAUGUAAUAAUCUUGAAUUUUUACAAAAUACAUCAAUUGGUUUGAAUUGAUCAUCAAAAGUGCAUCAGCAGUUUAAGACACCCAUAUUGGUUUUAAAUGCAAUUUUGAUUCUAUUUUGAUGCUAGGUUCUUAAAAAACUUACACAAUAUCUGAGCAGUUUGGAAUUAAUACUUUUCAAACUUAUUAAUGGACAACUCUGAAUUUCUUCAGAAAAUACUUCUUUGGUCAUAAAUUGAUAUGUCUUUAACCCUUACCCUGCUAAAUUUCUAUAAUGGACUAGUCCAUCUUCCAAUAUGGACGGUACCAUUAACUGUUAAAAGGGGCACUUACCAAAAGGAUACUGGCUGAAUAGCAAACAGUGCAGAUCAUGAUCAGACUGCAUGGAUAUGCAGGCUGAUCAUGAUCUACACUGGUCGCAAAGGCAGAAUCAAUCGUGUCCAGCAUGAUAAGGGUUAACAUUCAAAAGGUUUUUCCAAACACCCCUUGAGACAUUUAGAAUAAUGUAUAACAUAUUUCCAUUUUUGAAAAAUGAAGACUGUGAAAUAAUUCAAAGAGUUACUGAAUAAAACUACAUGAAAUUGAUAAAACAAUUUCUUCCACAUGUAAGAUCCUUACAUUGGGAGCUGUCUCAAUUUUGUUAGUUCAAAGGAACCAAAGCUUCAGGGUGAUACGUUAGUAUAGGGGGAUGAUCCUGUAUUACAUCUAUUGUCAACAUUUUGACUUCCAACAUCUUCUAUAGCUGCUUGCCAUUAUUACACCAAACUUGGUUCAUAGCAUACUGACAAGGUUCCCUGUUAAGUUGGUUCAUAAUUGCCUCUUCAGGGGUGGGACUGCCAGAAUUGAAAAUAGAAAAACUUUUAAACAACUCCUUGACAUAAUCACUGGAUGAAUCUUUACCAAACUUGGUAUGUCGCAUUCAUGUAUGGUGCUCCUUCAAAUUUAUUUAAAUGCUUCCUCUUGGGCCCUUUUUGAGAGCCACCGACGCUGAAAAUAGAAAAACACAUUUAAAAUACUUCUUUCAAACCACUUGAUAGAUCAUUACCAAAGUUUGAAAGUCUGUUUUUAUUUUACACUGAUUGUGGACUAACCAGUAUGUUGUUUAUCCAGUGUUUAUUCAUAAUGUGAUUUUACUUUUUAGCUCACCUGAGCAAUGCUCAGGUGAGUUUUUGUGAUCGCUCAAUGUCCGGCGUCUGUCUGUCGUCUGUCUGUCGUCUGUCAACAUUUAGCUUGUGUAUGCGAUAGAGGCUGUAUUUUUCAACUGAUCUUCAUGAAAAUUGGUCAGAAUGAUUACCUUGAUGAAAUCUAGGCCGAGUUCAAAAAUGGGUCAUAUGGGGUCAAAAACUAGGUCACUAGGUCAAAUCAAAGAAAAACCUUGUGUAUGCAAUAGAGACUGCUUUUUUCAAUUAAUCUUCAUGAAAUUUGGUCAGAGUGAAUACCUUGAUGAAAUCUAGGCCGAGUUCGAAAAUGGGUCAUUUGGGGUCAAAAACUAGGUCAUUAGGUCAAAUCAAAGAAAAAACUUGUGUAUGCGAUAGAGGCUGUAUUUUUAAUUAAUCUUCAUGAAAUUUUGUCAGAAUGAUUACCUUGAUGAAAUCUAGGCCAAGUUCAGAUAUGGGUCAUCUGGGGUCAAAAACUAGGUCACUAGGUCAAAUCAAAGAAAAACCUUGUGUAUGCGAUAGAGGCUGUAUUUUUCAAUUAAUCUUCAUGAAUUUUGGUCAGAAUGAUUACCUUGAUGAAAUCUAGCCCAAAUUCAAAUAUGGGUCAUCUGGGAUCAAAAAGUAGGUCACUAGUUCAAAUCAAAGAAAAAUCUUGUGUAUGCGAUAGAGGCUGUAUUUUUCAAUUGAUUCUCAUGAAAAUUGGCCAGAAUGAUUACCUUGAUGAAAUCUAGGCCUAGUUUGAAAAUGGGUCAUCUUGGGUCAAAAGCUAGGUCACUAGGUCAAAUCAAAGAAAAACCUUGUGUAUGCGAUAGAGGCUGUACUUUUCAAUUAAUCUUCAUGAAUUUUGGUCAGAAUGAUUGCCUAGAUGAAAUUUAGGUCAAGUUUGAAUAUGGGUCAUCUGGGGUCAAAAACUAGGUCACUAGGUCAAAUCAAAGGAAAAGCUUGAAUAUGCGAUAGAGGCUGUAUUUUUCAAUUGAUCUUCCUGAAAUUAAGUCAAAAUAAUAACCUUCAUGAAGUCUAGGCUGAAUUUGAAAAUGGGUCAUCUUGGGUCAAAAAGUAGGUCACUAGGUCAAAUCAAAGAAAAACCUUGUGUAUGCGAUAGAGGCUGUAUUUUUCAAUUGAUCUUCAUGAAAUUUGGUCAGAAUGAUAGCCUUGAUUAAAUCUAGGUCAAGUUCGAUUAUGGGUCAUCUGGGGUCAAAAACUAGGUCACUAGGUCAAAUCAAAGAAAAUACUUACUAAUGUUUCACUAGAUCAAACAUGUUUACUCUGUUUAAAAUGUUGUGUUAUGGUGUGUUUCUCAGGUGAGCGACCUAGGGCCAUCUUGGCCCUCUUGUUUUGCUGCAUUGUUUUCUUACUGAAUUUUAAUGAUACCAGUGAUGAAGUCAUAUCUUAAGGGGGUCAAAGUUACGGAAUUUGCAAGGUUUGAUUUCUUGUCUUGGUCAUACCUUUGCCCAUUUCAGCAUUUAUGUUUUUAAUACUAAACACAGUAGUUACCAUUCAUGAUACAGCAUUUCAUACAUAUACUAAAGGCCAAUAAUCUUGGCCAGGUGAGCAACUUAGGCCAGCAUGGCCAUCUUGUUAAUAUCUUCCGUUUUUUUAUUGCAGUGUAUGAAUUGUUUGUGUAUUGACUAUCAGUUAUUUUACUACUUGCAUAAUGCUAUACAAAUGUUUCCACAUACAAUAUUAAAUAAUCACUUUUGUAA
Molecule: messenger RNA, 17297 nt
Organism: Mercenaria mercenaria
Lineage: Eukaryota; Metazoa; Mollusca; Bivalvia; Venerida; Veneridae
Exons: 32
Coding region: 110-3742 (1210 amino acids)
Source: RefSeq, a predicted model, not a curated record